GCAGAGCAGUGUUUCCCACUCACCGCCAACCAUAGCUGUUGGGACUGGGUGAGGAGGAGAGAACAAGAGAGUGAAGAAGAGGAGCAACCGAACUACAGAAAGAGAAGGAAAGUGCUGAGACAGAAGUAGGACAAGUAGUAUUUGAAGAGAUUUUGGCUUACCUUGAUGUUUCCGCUGGAUCGUUGGCCCUUCCUGUGAGCUCUCGUGUGCCUUCUUUUUCGUCAAGCCUCCUCACACCUUCCCACGUUGAGCCUGCAAGGCAGGGGAGCCACAAGUGACUUUUCAUGGCAGCGGCACUCUAGGGCUGCCAUGGCAGCUGCUGCCGCCGAUGCCUCACACCGUAUUACCGCACUGACGCCGGAGGAAGAGGGACGACGGACUGCCGCCAAGCUGUUUGGGAGCGCCGCCCCGCUGCCACGGACAGAGAGAGAGAGAGAGCGAGAGAGGGGGAAAGAGAGAGAGAGGGAGAGGGAAGAGGAAGGAGAAGAGGUAGGGAAAGCGAGUGGGAACGAGUGUUUGGUGUGCGGGGCCCUGUUCGCCUCACAGGAGAAACUCCGGCUCCACGCCUUGAGUCAUACAGGAGAGAAACCCUUCCACUGCUCACAGCCGCACUGUCCUAAGGCCUUCAGCUCCAAAUACAAACUCUUCAGGCAUAUGGCCACACACUCUCCACAGAAGACCCAUCAGUGCUCGUAUUGUGAGAAAAUGUUCCACCGCAAAGACCACCUGAAGAACCACCUGCAGACGCAUGACCCCAACAAAGAGGCCUUCAAGUGCGAGGAGUGUGGGAAGCACUACAACACCAAGCUGGGAUACAAGCGCCAUGUGGCCAUGCACUCUGCUACGGCAGGAGAUCUCACCUGUAAAGUGUGCAUGCAGAGCUACGAGAGCACGCCCGUGCUCUUGGAGCACCUAAAGAGCCACUCCGGGAAGUCUUCAGGUGGCGCCAAGGAGAAAAAACACCCAUGCGACCACUGUGAUCGUCGUUUCUACACGCGGAAGGAUGUGAGACGGCACAUGGUGGUCCACACGGGUCGAAAGGACUUCCUAUGCCAGUAUUGUGCCCAGCGCUUCGGCAGGAAGGACCACCUGACCCGCCACGUGAAGAAGAGCCACUCGCAGGAGCUGCUGAAGAUCAAGACGGAGCCUCCUGACAUGUUAGGUCUUUUAGCCUCUGGGUCACCACCAUGCUCUGUGAAGGAGGAGCUCAGCCCCAUGAUGUGCGGCAUGGGUCCCAAUAAAGACCCCAUGACGGGCAAACCGUUCCCCAGUGGUGCCCCUUUUCCAAUGGGCAUGUACAACCCCCACCAUCUCCAGGCCAUGUCUAAUUCUGGGGUGGGUCACCCACACCCAUCCCUGAUGCCCAGCCCCCUGUCUGCAGCUAUGGGCAUGGGCUGUCACAUGGAGUCGCCUGGACCUCUUCACCCACACUCCCACCACCACCACCAUCAUCACCACCAUCACCACCACCACCAUUCCCCUCCGCUGCCCCCACACCACCAGCCUCCGGCUCCCCAGCAGCAGCACCAGCCCCAGCCAGCCCCCAAAUACCAGCUGGGAUCUACCUCAUACCUGCUGGACAAGCCCUUGAAAGUGGAGAUGGAGAGCUUCCUCAUGGAUCUGCAGAGUGGCUCGCCAGGCCCGGUUCCCUCUGUAGAGCCGCAUGCUGCUGCCUCACCCCCCAAGGACGGACUGGAGCCCACCUCGGGCCUCGUGGACGAGCUUUGCGGGGAUCACCUCCUGUCCAAGAGCCCUGCGGUGAUCGCUGAGUCUCUGUGUGCUGCUAACAUGGACUUCUCCCACCUGCUGGGCUUCCUGCCCCUCAACCUGCCUCCCUACAGCGCCCCCAUGAGCACGGGAGGCCUGGUGAUGGGCUACACCUCAUCCGCGACCCCCUCCUCUUCUUCCUCCUCAUCUUCCUCAUCUCUGCACGCUGCCGAGCCCCAUGCUGCAGCAGUCGCCGCGGCAGCAGCCGCCGUCGCCACGGCACCUCUUACCUCUUUGCAACCGCAACCUCAGGAGCAGCAGAGCUCCAGCGGGGGUCUGGGCCUCGGACCCCUGCACCCCCUCCCACCAGUGUUCAGCUCCAGCCUUAGCACCACCACGCUGCCUCGCUUCCACCAGGCCUUCCAGUGAGAGAGCCAGGCCUCGGCCCCGCCAUCACAGCCCCGAUCUGGGGCUGUAGUUCUUUACGCGGCCAGGUGACAAAGUCAGAAAAUUAGAAUAAAUAAGUGAACACUUAGAAGCCUUAAAUGAAAGUGCACAAAAGCUUUUGAUUGAGCCUUACAAGAAAGUUAAACCCCUUUGAACAAAAAAAGGAAAAGGUAAAAAAGAAGUUGAAGCAGCUUUUAUUUGGGCUUUUUUUAAUCCCCCCCUUAUCCUAUAGUUAUAACAAUGUAUUAACCCAACCUUUUUAUUUCCAGUUACUUUUAUCCCCCUUCCAUCCCCUUAUUUAGUAGUAUAGAGGGCAGGAUCAGUAGGCCAAAAGGCGUGGUACUGCAUACUUUAAGUAAUAAUAUAAAAAAAAAAAAUCAAAGAUAAUUUUUUAGUGAAGAUUAUCUGUCUUGUUGUGACCCAGAAAAAAAAUAUAGUUUGAAGUGGAUAUUUUGUUUUACUUUAUUUUUCUUUUCCAAAUGUAAGAACAUGGUAGAAUGUGUCUCAUCUUGAGUUUUUGAACCACCAACUAUAAUAACCUAAACGUCACGAUCAGUAUGGAGAAACCCUCCUCUCUCUCGCCCCCAGCGAAGGAACGAAGAGAUAAAGACACUGAGUCAACGAUUGAGCCUUAACUCUAAAAAGCUCCUCUAGAUGACUAGAGACACAAAAGUCCCCCCUGCAAAUAAAAAAAAGUGCUCUUAAAGAUAUAGUUCAGAUUAUUUGAAGUUGGAUGGGGUACUUAUCCAUAGACAAUAUAUUACAUACAGUAGAUGUAGGCCGGCACAUCCCCAGUUUGGAGAAACAGGCAUGAGUCUGACAUGGAAGCUAAAAAAGGUACAGUUGUGGAGGGGGACAGCAAGAAAACAUAU
Messenger RNA from Plectropomus leopardus (leopard coralgrouper), 3026 nucleotides. It is a transcript of the gene plagl2, whose product is annotated as pleiomorphic adenoma gene-like 2. Gene Ontology annotation, biological process: regulation of cytokine production; regulation of immune system process; negative regulation of transcription by RNA polymerase II. NCBI's taxonomy places the organism in Eukaryota, Metazoa, Chordata, Actinopteri, Perciformes, Serranidae. Gene Ontology annotation, molecular function: DNA-binding transcription activator activity, RNA polymerase II-specific; RNA polymerase II cis-regulatory region sequence-specific DNA binding; DNA-binding transcription repressor activity, RNA polymerase II-specific. Gene Ontology annotation, cellular component: nucleoplasm. The record is from RefSeq and is a predicted model, not a curated record.